GCUCAGAGUCAGGAAAGGGUGGGAUGCAGCUCACUGAUGCCAGAGCACAUGUAAUCUGCCAGCCAGAGUGGCUUUUGCUGGCUGCCUCUUGUGGCCCAUCCCAGAGAGGACAGCCGGCCUGUGAGGAGUGACAGAGCAGGAUGUCUCCUGGGGUGGACUGCCCCAUGGAAUUCUGGACCAAGGAGGAGAAUCAGAGCGUGGUGGUGGACUUCCUGCUGCCCACCGGGGUCUACCUGAACUUCCCAGUGUCCCGCAAUGCCAACCUCAGCACCAUCAAGCAGGUGCUGUGGCACCACGCCCAGUAUGAGCCGUUCUUCCACAUGCUCAGCGACCCCGAGGCCUACGUGUUCACCUGCGUCAACCAGACGGCCGAGCAGCAGGAGCUGGAGGACGAGCAGCGGCGGCUGUGCGACGUGCAGCCCUUUCUGCCGGUGCUGCGCCUGGUGGCGCGGGAGGGCGACCGUGUGAAGAAGCUCAUCAACUCGCAGAUCAGCCUGCUCAUCGGCAAAGGCCUCCACGAGUUUGACUCCCUGCGGGACCCAGAGGUGAACGACUUCCGGGUGAAGAUGCGCCAGUUCUGCGAGGAGGCGGCGGUGCACCGCCAGCAGCUGGGCUGGGAGGCCUGGCUGCAGUACAGCUUCCCCCUGCAGCUGGAGCCCUCGUCCAGGAGCUGGGGGGCUGGAUCCCCAAGGACCCCCAACCGGACCCUGCUGGUUAAUGUCAAGUUCGAGGGCAGUGAGGAAAGCUUCACCUUCCAGGUGUCCAGCAAAGACAAGCCGGUGACGCUGAUGGCCUGUGCGCUCCGGAAGAAGGCCACGGUGUUCCGACAGCGCCUGGCGGAGCGGCCCGAGGACUACGCGCUGCGGGUGAACGGGAAGCACGAGUACCUCUACGGCAGCUACGCCCUCUGCCAGUUCCAGUACAUCUGCAGCUGCCUGCACAGUGGACGGACCCCCCACCUGACCAUGGUCCACUCCUCCACCAUCCUCGCCAUGCGGGAUGAGCAAAGCAACCCCACCCCCCAGGUUCAGAAACCACGCACCAAGCCGCCCCCCAUUCCCGCGAAGAAGCCUUCCUCGGUGUCGCUGUGGUCUCUGGAGCAGGCGUUCUGCGUGGAGCUGGUCCAGGGCAGCAAAGUGAAUGCGGACGAGAGGAUGAAGCUGGUGGUUCAGGCGGGGCUCUUCCACGGCAACGAGAUGUUGUGCAAAACGGUGUCGAGCUCGGAGGUGAGCGUGUGCUCGGAGCCCGUGUGGCAGCAGCGGCUGGAGUUUGACAUCAGCGUGUGUGACCUGCCCCGCAUGGCCCGCCUCUGCUUCGCGCUCUACGCCGUGGUGGAGAAGACCAAGAAGGCUCGCUCCACCAAGAAGAAGUCCAAGAAGGCGGACUGCCCCAUUGCCUGGGCCAACCUCAUGCUGUUUGACUACAAGAACCAGCUGAAGACGGGCGAGCACUGUCUCUACAUGUGGCCGUCUGUCCCAGAUGAGAAAGGAGAGCUGCUCAACCCCGUGGGCACCGUGCGCAGCAACCCCAACACCGAGAGCGCGGCCACGCUGCUCAUCUGCUUGCCCGAGGUGUCGCCCCACCCUGUGCACUACCCUGCCCUGGAGAAGAUCCUGGAGCUGGGACGUCCUGGGGAGCGGAUGCGUGCCACCGAGGAGGAGCAGCUGCAGCUGCGGGAAAUCCUGGAGCGCCGGGGGUCCGGGGAGCUGUACGAGCAUGAGAAAGACCUGGUGUGGAAACUGAGGCACGAAGUCCUGGAGCGCUUCCCGGAGGCGCUGGCCCGCCUGCUGCUGGUCACCAAGUGGAACAAACAUGAAGACGUGGCCCAGAUGCUGUACCUGCUGUGUUCUUGGCCCGAGCUGCCCGUCCUGAGCGCCCUGGAGCUGCUGGACUUCAGCUUCCCCGACUGCCACGUGGGCUCCUUUGCCAUCAAGUCCCUCCGGAAACUCACGGAUGACGAGCUUUCCCACUACCUGCUGCAGCUGGUACAGGUGCUCAAGUAUGAGUCCUACCUAGACUGCGAACUCACCAAAUUCCUGCUAGACCGGGCCCUGUCCAACCGCAAGAUCGGCCACUUCCUCUUCUGGCACCUUCGCUCUGAGAUGCACGUGCCAUCGGUGGCCCUGCGCUUCGGCCUCAUCAUGGAGGCCUACUGCAGGGGCUGCACCCACCACAUGAAGGUGCUGAUGAAACAGGGGGAAGCACUGAGCAAGCUGAAGGCGCUUAAUGACUUUGUGAAGGUGAGCUCGCAGAAGACCACCAAGCCCCAGACCAAGGAACUGAUGCACCUGUGCAUGCGCCAGGACGCCUACAUGGAGGCCCUCUCCCACCUGCAGUCCCCGCUGGACCCCAGCACCCUGCUGGAGGAAGUCUGUGUGGAGCAGUGCACCUUCAUGGACUCCAAGAUGAAGCCCCUGUGGAUCAUGUACAGCAACGAGGAGGCGGGCAGCGCGGGCAACGUGGGCAUCAUCUUUAAGAAUGGGGAUGACCUCCGCCAGGACAUGCUGACCCUGCAGAUGAUCCAGCUCAUGGAUGUCCUGUGGAAGCAGGAGGGCCUGGACCUGAGGAUGACUCCCUAUGGCUGCCUCCCCACCGGCGACCGCACUGGCCUCAUCGAGGUAGUGCUCCACUCGGACACCAUAGCCAACAUCCAGCUGAACAAAAGCAAUAUGGCAGCCACGGCUGCCUUCAACAAGGAUGCCCUGCUCAACUGGCUCAAGUCCAAGAACCCUGGGGAGGCCCUGGAUCGAGCCAUCGAGGAGUUCACCCUCUCCUGUGCUGGCUACUGCGUGGCCACCUACGUGUUGGGCAUCGGUGACCGGCACAGUGACAACAUCAUGAUCCGAGAGAGCGGGCAGUUGUUCCACAUAGAUUUUGGCCACUUUCUGGGGAAUUUCAAGACCAAGUUUGGAAUCAACCGCGAGCGAGUGCCGUUCAUCCUCACCUAUGACUUUGUCCACGUGAUUCAGCAGGGGAGAACGAACAACAGUGAGAAAUUUGAAAGGUUCCGGGGCUACUGUGAAAAAGCCUACACCAUCCUGCGGCGCCACGGGCUCCUCUUCCUCCACCUCUUCGCUCUGAUGCGGGCGGCAGGCCUGCCUGAGCUCAGCUGCUCCAAAGACAUCCAGUAUCUCAAGGACUCUCUGGCCCUGGGGAAAACGGAAGAAGAGGCACUGAAGCACUUCCGGGUGAAGUUCAACGAAGCGCUGCGGGAGAGCUGGAAGACCAAAGUGAACUGGAUGGCGCACAACGUGUCCAAAGAUAACAGGCAAUAGCGGCCCCAUCCCGGCCGCCGCACGCUGGGCCUCUCUAGCUCUGGACUUGAGAGAGGAACCCCAGUCAUCUAAAAGGGGCCUAAAAGCCCGAAUUGCACCUCAUAGGAAAGAACCUCACAACUGCCUUUUGUUUACACUGGUUAUUUAUUUGACUCCAAAUGUUUAAGGAACAAACAGCCAUAAACGGACACGCACCCUGUGCAGGGAAGGGGCACUGCCUCCACCUUCAAGCGGGGCAGUGAGUUGGGCGCUUCAAGAUGUACCUUCCUCUCAGAUGAGGACGGUCACCCCAUGUCUUCCAGAUCUUAGCCUGGCCAUGAUCGCUCUUCCUGGGAGAAGCCUUCCCAGGCUCCCAGCGGACAGCCUGGACCUGGGCGCUCGCACGGUACCUCCCAUCCCGACAGGACACCGCAUCUGCAGUCACCUUUGUGUGGCCCACUCAGUGUCCCCCACUGACCAAGCAGCUCCCAAGGAAGCGGGGUGCCCUCUAGACUCAGGGACACCUGCUCUUCACAGCAGAAAUGACAUGAUUCUCGGAUAUGGGGAUGCCCCCCUCUUCUUUAUUUGCGGGUAAGGAAACAGCCAAACUUCUCGCGGAACCUCUGCAGCCGGGGACAAUGAAGCUCCCACCAAGUGUAAUAAUACAUGCCAGCCCUUCCAACAAGCCUGGAGGUGGAUUUCGCUUACCUGGUCACAAACCAAAGUGAAUGGAAGCCACAGUGGAGUCCUUUGUGCGAUCGCUGCUGGGCAAUGGCCUCUCGGGCAGGCUUUAGUGAGGGGCUGGACAGAACCGGAUCUCUCUACACUAUUUACAACCUUUUGAGAACCUUUAAGGAACAAACAGCCAUAAAUAGAAAGGCAUGCUUGUGCAGGGCAGGGACACUGUCCUGUGUCCCCAGUCAGAGCACUGAGAAGUGAGCCACCGCAGACUGCACCGGAGGCCUUGCUGGGCGUCAUCAGAUAGCAGGAGGGUGGCCUGAGGGUGAGUGGAAUCAUUUCCGCUCAAAGUGCUCAGUUCAACACAGCUUAGGGCUAGCUUUGGGCUUCCCAAAGGGCUGGAUCACAGCUACCUUACAAGGUCAGAUGCUGGGCUUCUCAAUCUUCCAAAAUGCACUCUUGUUGACAGGCCCUGAACCUAGGAUCCAAAAAGCCCAGAGUGGGCUGAGAACACAGUUCACCAGUCCAAAGCAUGCUUAACAGGCACGAGGCCUUGGGUUCCAUCCCAGUGCUACUACCGACAAAACACAUGGGUCGGUGGGGCUCCUGGUGCACUGGCAGCUGACUCAGGACCUGCUGGCUUACUGCUGGGCUCAGCACCUGCCCUUUGGCGCAGGCGCACAGCUUGAGCCCAGGGCCAGCUCCAUUUUGAUGAGCCAGGGAUCCAGCAGAGUACCAGCAGGUAUCACUGCAGAGUACCUGCUUUGUCCACAGCGGCCAUACUUGGAUCCACAACUCAGUGCUGCAUCUCCCCAGAACACCUCACUUGCUUUGAGACAGGAAAAGCCUCGUGUACGUGUACGUGUUAUUUAUUCAAGUUUGGGUGCUCCCUGAUGCGGCCUGCAGAUUCUGCACACCCCUGGCAUUUCUGGGUUGGGUGUGCAGUCUGUGCGCCUGGUGAGAAGAAUAUUUUCUAUUUUUUUAAGUCAUGUCAUGUCAUGUUUCUGUAUGGGGAAGGCAAGUUCUGUAUCGAUGCUGUGGGCUGAAAUGGGCCUGUAAAACCUCGAAUGUGGUAAAGCAGGUGAAAAAUAAAAGUCUUUUAUGUUCUUA
This is a messenger RNA of Dipodomys spectabilis (banner-tailed kangaroo rat), 5042 nucleotides long. It is a transcript of the gene Pik3cd, whose product is annotated as phosphatidylinositol-4,5-bisphosphate 3-kinase catalytic subunit delta. The coding region runs from base 141 to 3275 and encodes 1044 amino acids. Gene Ontology annotation, biological process: phosphatidylinositol 3-kinase/protein kinase B signal transduction; cell migration; phosphatidylinositol-mediated signaling. Lineage: Eukaryota; Metazoa; Chordata; Mammalia; Rodentia; Heteromyidae. Gene Ontology annotation, molecular function: 1-phosphatidylinositol-3-kinase activity; 1-phosphatidylinositol-4-phosphate 3-kinase activity. Gene Ontology annotation, cellular component: cytoplasm; plasma membrane; phosphatidylinositol 3-kinase complex. The record is from RefSeq and is a predicted model, not a curated record. The transcript has 23 exons.